Molecule: messenger RNA, 2500 nt
Organism: Drosophila suzukii
Lineage: Eukaryota; Metazoa; Arthropoda; Insecta; Diptera; Drosophilidae
Source: RefSeq, a predicted model, not a curated record
UCUCGACAUUGGGUCAUUGGAUACAUGGGCCAUUUGAAGUAAUCCCAGAGCGAACCGGGAUUAAUCUUCAAAUGGCCAGAUCGCCCGCCAGACUCAUCCCGCUGCUGCAGCUAUCGCCCUAUCGACCUAAACUAUCGAUAACGUCGCUCCCACUCGACUCCAAUUGCAACACUAUUUUAAAUCGGGGUAACCGUGCAACGCGUAGGGUUGCUACGGGUCACGAUUACGCAAUUAAGUUUACAACCGACAUAAAAUUAGAAAUCCAGGACGGGGAGAAAAACCCAGGAACCCAACAUCCUAACAAAAAACAUUAAAAUAAUUAAAUAACAAAAUACAAGCUUUAAAACUACUCUAUCACAGAAAUUAUCACUGAUUUCCUUCAGUGCAUCCCGUGAUGCAAAUCUUGGUUUGCUCCAAGAUGCCAUCACCGGUCCACUGGCAAACCUGUGACCAGGAGCAAAUCGUCGGCCAUGUCCGCCGACCCGCCUCCCGUUCUACUUCCAACUUCCCUACACAGCUGACUUCCCCGUGACCACUCCCUAGCAAUUGCAAUCUAUGUUGCAAGCCACAGGUCGUGAUGGCGGGGGCGUCAGGGUCAUAAAUGGGCGAGACGUCGUCGCCUCGACAAUUUAUUUUGUUUAAAUUGGGCGCCAAUAUGUUACGAACUGCUUUUUUUUUUUUGGUGGCAGUGCCGCUAUCUCAGUCGUUCCUCAGGGCAGAGUACCCCUAAUGCCACAGUUCGCAACAUAAAUAUCGAUACUUCAUGGUCUCACAUUACUAAAUUAUCGGUCAUCACUAAUGACAAAAAAAACGUAAACAAAGCAAAAAUCUACAAAUAUUGACGGAAAAAUGGAUUACAUUUGGUGGCUAUCGAUGUCCUAGCCAAGCGCUCCCACCCAACCAUGGAUGCCCUCAAGAUGCUGCAGUGCGCCACCCAUUCGCAGUCGGCAGGAGCCCCCUCCUCGCGACUACUGCGGUUCCAUCUCCCCCACUGGGAAAGCUUACUUACACAUUGUGGGUAUUACAAAGGUUUAAUAAAUAUCCCUUUAAGACCGAAACCUGGCCGCCGUCUCGGAUAUUUCCGCGGUCAAAGCAGAGGAUUCGUUCUGCUGGAAAAGAGUACAGGCGCCGCGGAAACUAUGCUCUACCAGUCAUUUAUUGGUAGAGCUCGCAUGGAAACGCGGCCCUCAAAGGAACAUGUGCGAAGCGCGUGUGUAAUCCUAAUCCUGAAGAGCUCCAGGGGAAAAGAAGGGACAGGCCAAAAAGGCAAACAACGAGGACAAAUAAGGCUCUCGGGUUUAACUCCGGAUAAAUUCACUGUUGAACAGGGAACCACUAUUGGUCCGGGCCUGGAGCGCGGAUAUACGGAUCUCCACACAGGAAAAUUGGCGCACUAUGGCGUGAGGCGAGUUGCUGCAUCGAAUGGAUGUAGUCAUCCGCGCUCUCUCCCGGCUGUUGCUCACAUUGUAGAAGCUCACAAAUCCUGUCGUGUUCCGUCUGGUGACCACGGAACCGAUCCAUCAGCGCCCUGCGCAGCUGGGCCCAAGUGUCCACUCUGGACUGCGUACGUGUACCCAGUACCACUCCUUCGCUCUGCCCGAGUGAAGUUCUCUCCACGGACCCUGAUGCUGCCGCUGCAGGAACUCUAGACGGAACACGAAAUCAUCCACGGAAUGGCCAUCGUCCUCGCCGCCAAAGGAGAUGUUCCAGCGGUCCAUGCGGCUGUAGCGGUUCCCGUUGCCGGCGCCCGCAUUGGCGUACAUCCGCGGCUCGUCCCGAAAAUUCGCCGUCCUUCGGUCCUGGAUACACCACGGCCGUGCGUGGCGAUCACUCCUGCCUGCCGGAUGAUACUCCGGUUCCUGCCUCAGGCUGCUGUCGAUCCCUGGAGAGUCGUUCACCUGCGGUCAAGGUCGCUGCCUGGGUGGCAAUUCCGGCGGCUUUCGGUAGCCUCCUCCUGUCUCCUGCCGCUGCUGAAUUUCCGCUGGGCCAUUUGCGCCGCCUUCUGGACACGACGGAGUGGGCACUAUUGAUACUUGGCGACUCGUGCCCUCCUGGAGCGGCUGCGGUUUGCUCUCGGCUGGCCUAAGGACAUCGUUCAGCAACUUCAUCAUGUCCAUGAAGCCAAUCUUAAUCUCCUCCCUCAACGACUGGCAACGGAGUCCUUCUGCUCCGCCUUGAAGUCAAGGACCCUGGCCCACCGUUGGUGUACCAGAUCCGCCGGUUGAUCCCUAAUCCGAUCCACCGCACUACCGCCUACCGGCGUUCUGGGUAAACCCUCAGCCAGCGAUAUCCGCGGCAACCCAGCGUCACCCUCUACAUCUGUGGACCAGACAUCGUCCUUGUCGUCGCCAGGAGGACCCAUCGAUCUGAGCUGGUGGCCGUGCCUAUCCCUGACGUCCUUACCCUCGGACAUGGCUUUCAAGAAUUUUUAAAUAAAUACUUGUCGGAUCUUAAAUUAUGGUAGUCAGUGUAAAAGCAUUAAAUCAAAUGCGUGUACCAA